Molecule: messenger RNA, 1518 nt
Organism: Drosophila kikkawai
Lineage: Eukaryota; Metazoa; Arthropoda; Insecta; Diptera; Drosophilidae
Gene: M1BP
Product: Motif 1 Binding Protein
Biological process (GO): regulation of DNA-templated transcription
Cellular component (GO): nucleus
Molecular function (GO): zinc ion binding; RNA polymerase II cis-regulatory region sequence-specific DNA binding; DNA-binding transcription factor activity, RNA polymerase II-specific
Source: RefSeq, a predicted model, not a curated record
UCCACGCGAAUGACAAAUCCAGCUGACAAUCGAAGCGACGCGUUUUGUUUUUUGAGUUAACAAAAAUCUUAAAUAAGUUUUAAUACCGGAUUGCGGAAGCAAAAAUGUCAAAGUCCGCUCUUAAACACCUGAAAAGUACAUGCCGCGUGUGUGGAAAGUAUGCGAGCAACAAGCGCUCGCCGAAGAUCUUCGAGCGGACCAAUACAAAGACGAUCGACUGCAUCGAGGCGAUCACAGGCCUCCGGUUGGAGAACUACGGUUGCCUGCCGGAUCAGAUUUGCGAGUGCUGCAGCAUGGAACUGGCCUCCGCCAUCAAGCUGAGGGAGCGAUGCAUUGCCGCUCAACGGGAGCUUCUUAUGGGGCUGACCGAGGAGCAGCGUCAAGGCAUAUCACCCUUUUACCGCGCUGCCGUCAUGGGCGAAGCUCUUGAGGAUACGAUCAAGAAGUCCCAGCCGCCCGACGAUGACGAGUUGAUGCAAACCUAUCAGGAAAUCGUGGUGGAGGAGCCCAAACAGGAAAUCGAGGAUACGAAGAUCGUGUACGACGACAACGUCUUUUACGAGGUGGCGCAGGGCACCGGCGAGGAUGAUGAGAACUCUCUGAUCGAGGAGGCCGAAUACGACUCCAUCAUAGCCGAAGACGAAGAUCAUCAGGUGGAGGUAGACGACGAGGCUGCCGAGCUGAUUGUCGGAGAUGGAGAUGCCGCCGAAUCCUACGUUUACGACUCGGACGACGAGGUGGCCGUGCUGGACAACGUGUUGGAUGAUGAGUACGAGCACGAGAACAUUGUGGUGAAGAAGUGCAGCCUGCCGCCAAAGCCAAAGGUUCGUGGGGACGAUCCGCGUCGCCGUGGUACUGGAGGAGUGUAUAUCUGCGAGCAGUGCGGCAACCACAUUAAGGGACGCAUGGCCUUCGAGCUCCAUUGCCGGCGCCAUCGCGGCGACAAGCAAUUCGGUUGCGAGCUUUGCCAGUCGCGCUUCUGCACCACCUCGGAGCUGAAGCGCCACAUGCGCAAGCACACCGGCGAGCGUCCGUUCGCCUGCCAGUAUUGCGGUCGCUGCUUCACCGACUACACCACCCGGGUCAAGCAUGAGCGUACCCACACCAACGAGCGCCCCUACGUAUGCGGCACCUGUGGCAAGGCCUUCACCACCGGCUACAUCCUCAAGAAUCACAUGCUGAUACAUUCCGGCGAGCGUGCUUACAGAUGCGAGCUGUGCGACAAGUCAUUCAUGCUUCCCACUCACUUGAGCACCCACUUCCGGUCCGGCGUCCAUAAGCGGCACAUGGAGAAGGCCGAGAUGAAACAGGUACUGGAGCAGGAUCAGAAGCGCGAACUCAAGGAGGAGGAGGAGGACAGCCUGCACAUCUAGGCGGAGGAGCUGGAGAAGGUAGCAAUAUUAAGUAACACAAGAACGACGAUGGCGCACAGCCACAGAGCAUUUCUGCUAAACAUUAUUGUACACAUUUAUUAUAAUAGAAUUUAAUCUUGAAUAAAUCCAAGCUUCAAGUCCCCCA